Molecule: messenger RNA, 1743 nt
Organism: Oncorhynchus kisutch (coho salmon)
Lineage: Eukaryota; Metazoa; Chordata; Actinopteri; Salmoniformes; Salmonidae
Product: ankyrin repeat domain-containing protein 9
Exons: 1
Coding region: 306-1190 (294 amino acids)
Molecular function (GO): protein binding
Source: RefSeq, a predicted model, not a curated record
GGAGGGAAAUCCCACUCCCAGUUCAGAUGUGUGUUGGGGGCGGUUGCUGUGAAAUGGGGGUCCUGUAGCCGAUGUGUGUGAAUGUAGGCUAAUCCUGCGUGUGUGCUUGAACGUGUAUAUUAUAAUAGUUCGAAGUAUUAGAAUAGUCCGGCCUACAUACAAACAAUAUAAGUAUUUUAACCUAGUAGGCUACCAUGGACAGUAUGUGCGAUUUUAUGUUUUAUAAAUAGCAUAUGCAUGAACUGCGGUCUCAUUGAAGGACACGAACGAGGGGCAUUAGUAAAGCAAUCGGACCUCAGAUCAUCAUGUCUACGUCGGCUACGAACAAUGGUAGACCACAUACGGACGAGAAAUGCAAACAGCGAAAAUACCAAUCUUUUCUCUUCUAUCAGGCCGUGCGAGAUCUAAAGCCUGUUUGGAUGUUGGAGGACAUGCGGACAAUGGAGACUUUUUACUGGGAGGAAGACGCCAGCCAGAGAUCCUACACUCCCUCGGAGGCAUUGCUGUACGCUAUCGUACAUGACCACCAAGCCUACGCUCAAUACUUGCUCAGUCAUUACACCGAUGAAGCACUGGCCAUGCCCGGCGAGCGCUUUUGCUGCUGUCCAUCAUCGGCCCCGCAUUUGGCGAUGGCUGUCAGAUAUGACAGACGGGACAUACUAGGUCUCAUAUUGCAAGAAGCGCAUCGACUACCUAGUCUGCGGUCAUAUAUGAACCGAGGCGGAUGUUUUCACAUGGAGGACGGUAAAACUCCACUGCAUCUGGCCUGUGAGCUCCUGCGCUCAGAGUCCGUUAUUCUGUUGUUGGGCAACGGCGCCUCGCCACAGGCAGAAGAUCAAAACGGUAUGACGCCAUUGGAUGUCAUUUUGGAACAGCUGUGGGACUCCAAAGUGAACAUUGGGCCCAAAAAGCUGUGUCUUGACAACUUGUUAAUGUUUAUGCCAGAGAUUCGUUUCAAAAUGAAGAGUGCGCUCGAAGGAGACCCAGUUUGUUGGUCCAAAGUCCUAGGUGAGGACAAAUUCAAAUACCUCGUUGGACAGAAGCCAGCUCCACUGUUUCUCAUGGCUAUGCAAACAAUUCUGAGGCAGCUUCCACCAGAGCAGUUCCCUGACAGCCUAGAUGAGCUUCCCAUACCCUCUUCAUUGAAACCACUACCCUGCAAACAGCUUGGACAGCUGAAAGUGUUUUAAACGUGUUUUGACAAGUUUAAAAAAACUGUCUACAUUAUGUAUUUAUAUGAAUGUUUUAGCAUGGUUAAGAUAUCUGUGUGAUGAGCAUGUAGGCCCUAUGUAUUGUUGUGUCAAUACAAACCCCUUGUAUGAAAUUAAGAGGCUAUAAGAAUGGGUGCUAAUUAUGAUCAUAUCUGUGAUUCAAGUUUCAUAUGAAAUGAAGAGGUAAUUGUGUAAAUUAUUUUUAUUUGAUUUUUAAACCUUUUUAUAUAAGUUGUAUGCAAAUGUCUCAGAGUGGAGACUACAGUAUAACAAUAUAUUUUCAUUGCUGUGCUGAAUUUACGCUUUUAUAGCCUACAGAACAAAGACCAUGUGUGAUUGGUUAUCUGUAUAGAAUGAUUACCUCAAAUAUGUUUAAUAACUUAAUAGGAAUUAUGAUCUAGGAACUUUUAAACAUAUUUAAAAUGCCACUAUCAAUUCCAUUAUGCUUCUCCAGUGAGCGCUUUCCUCAUUAUCAACAUAAUACUAAAGAGAAAAGGGAACUUGAGAAACAAAUAAAUCGAAACUCGCUUCA